AUGCAUCCUAUAGAUUUCUGUACUACUGGCAUGUUCAUCAUUGAUGACAUCUACCCUGCCCCAUCUGCUAAAGACCAGACUCCUUUUCUGAACAUUCCUGGUGGUGCUGGUACCUAUAGUGCUCUGGGUGCGAGAGUCCUCUCCCCGUCGUCUGAGUCCAACCGAGUCGGUUGGGUAGUUGAUGCUGGUCAUGACUUUCCCGAUUUCCUACGUGACAUGAUAGCUGCUUGGGAUACUGCCGUGCUACUGAGAUCGCGCGACGCUCCGACAACGAAAGGCUGGAACGGUUACGGCGCUAAUGAGCACCGAGCUUUCAAGUAUUUGACACCAAAACUCCGCAUCACCGCAGAAGACUUGUCACCACAGCUGUUGACGGCAAAGUCAUUCCAUCUGAUUUGCGCUCCAGCCCGUUGCGUCGAUUUGGUCCAGGGGAUCAAGUCUCGUCGGGCAGCGCUCGGCCAGUCCCUCGACGAACCUCUCUUUAUCUGGGAGCCCGUGCCUGAUCUCUGUGUGCCCGCUGAGAUGGACAACACUAUCAAGGCGCUCGAACACGUCCAUGUCAUAAGUCCUAACCACGCAGAGUUGUCAGACCUGUUCUCGGUCGUCGGAACUACUGAGUCCGGUGAUGUUGAUCGUCAAGUCAUCGAAGCUUGUAGCUCCAAGCUGCUUGCCAGCGUGUCUAGCGAAAGAGCAUCCAAGAUAGCGGUAGUUGUGCGGUCAGGCAAGGAUGGAUGCUAUGUUAAGUUGGCAUCCAAGCAAGCAUGGCUGCCAGCGUUCCACGCACCCACUCCAGCCAAGGUUAUUGAUCCCACGGGCGGUGGUAACGGCUUUCUUGGAGGAUUGGCAGUCGGCCUCGUCAGAACAGGUGAUGUGGUAGAGGCAUGCAAGUGGGGUAAUGUAGCGGCGAGCUUCAUGAUCGAACAAGUAGGAGUGCCAGUGCUGCAAGUGGAAGAGGGAGUAGAAAGAUGGAACGGAGUGAUAGUGAGAGAAAGAAUGGAGGAGUACUCGUUGCGAUGCAGGAAAUGA
Aureobasidium melanogenum CBS 110374 is the source of this 1026-nucleotide messenger RNA. RefSeq names its product Ribokinase-like protein. Lineage: Eukaryota; Fungi; Ascomycota; Dothideomycetes; Dothideales; Saccotheciaceae. The record is from RefSeq and is a predicted model, not a curated record. The transcript is spliced from 3 exons. The coding region runs from base 1 to 1026 and encodes 341 amino acids.